AUGACUUCGUUACUGAGAUUGAUUCCAUUGACGCCUUCACUGCUUGCAAACGUUAGCGCAGGGAUCAGCUGGUUGAUACUUCUAGUGCUAUUUGUCAUUUGUUAUUCGACCGGAUGGAUAAUUUACAACCUUUACUUCCACCCUCUAGCAUCGUUCCCAGGCCCCAAGUCCAAUGCGGCCACAUCACUCCCUUUCUUCCGAUCUCUGUUAGGUGGCAGCCUACCAAUGGACGCACAAAAGUUACAUGAAAAAUACGGAGAUACAGUCCGCAUCGCUCCAAACGAAGUGAUCUUCACAAACCCGGAAGCCUGGAAAGAAAUAUUUGCUAUUCGCCCCGGCAAGCCCCAGCGCCCAAAGGACCAACAUUAUUUAUCUAUCGGGCCAAACCAAACCCCAAGCAUCCUUCGGGCUGAUGAUCAAACUCACGCCCGCCACCGACGUUCUCUGUCUCAUGGGUUCUCGGAAGGCAGUCUUCAGCGCCAGGAAGUUAUCGUCAAGGGCUAUGUUGACUUAUUGAUUCAACGGCUGCAUGGACUCGCCGAGCCUGGCAGUGCCACUGUGGACAUGGCAUGCUGGUAUAACUAUACUACAUUCGAUAUCAUCGGUGAUCUCGCAUUUGGGGAGUCAUUUGGAUGCCUUCAAAAUUCGCAGUACCAUUUUUGGGUUUCGGUCAUCUUCAGUCAUUUCCGCACGGCCACCUGGGCAAACUUUUUGCGACGUGUCCCUGCUGGGGAUUUCCUCAUGAAAUGGAUUAUUCCCAAAGAAGUCAGAGAGCAAAAGAAACAACAUAAUGAGAUGACAAAGGAGAAAGUACAGGCGCGCAUAGAGAAAGGGGAUGACGGGCGCCCGGACUUCCUCAGCAACGUGCUAAAGCAACCUCUCGAGAAGGGGAUGACUGAAGAUGAGCUUGUUAGCAACUCUUAUGUGCUUAUUAUUGCAGGGUCAGAGACAACCGCUACUUUGUUAUCCGGUGUGACCUAUUAUAUCCUCACUGUUCCAGGUGUUCUCGACAAACUCAAAGCAGAGAUCCGGGGUGCAUUCACUUCCGAGGAUCAAAUCACUUGGUCUACUGUUAACCAGCUAAAAUACAUCCUAGCGGUUUUGAACGAAGGUCUGCGCAUGUACCCUCCUAUCCCGUAUGGGCUCCCACGAAUGGUCGAGGGCAAAGGGGAUUUCAUCUGCGGGAGAUGGGUUCCCGGGGGAACCUCUGUCGGAGUAGCGAUACUGGCCGCUCACCGUUCCGCAGCAAACUUCAAGAGCCCCGACGCCUUCAUCCCAGAAAGGUUCAUGGGUGAUUCUGAGUUUGAGUCCGAUAACAGAAAUGCAGUGCAACCGUUCAGCAUUGGGCCACGCAACUGUCUUGGUCGCAAUCUUGCAUAUGCGGAGAUGCGAUUGAUCCUGGCCCGGAUGAUAUGGAACUUCGAUAUGGAACUUGCUCCCGAUUCCAAGGAAUGGAUCAAACAACGCUCGUUUUCGGUCUGGGAGAAAGGUAGCUUAAAUGUGAAGUUGACUCCGGCACUACAGACUAUUGGGGCGAAAUAG
Penicillium vulpinum is the source of this 1542-nucleotide messenger RNA. RefSeq names its product cytochrome P450. The transcript is spliced from 4 exons. The coding region runs from base 1 to 1542 and encodes 513 amino acids. The record is from RefSeq and is a predicted model, not a curated record. NCBI's taxonomy places the organism in Eukaryota, Fungi, Ascomycota, Eurotiomycetes, Eurotiales, Aspergillaceae. Gene Ontology annotation, molecular function: iron ion binding; heme binding; oxidoreductase activity, acting on paired donors, with incorporation or reduction of molecular oxygen.